Lacerta agilis (Sand lizard) is the source of this 1822-nucleotide messenger RNA. RefSeq names its product T-box transcription factor 21 (gene TBX21). Gene Ontology annotation, cellular component: nucleus. Bases 10 to 1803 code for a protein of 597 amino acids. The record is from RefSeq and is a predicted model, not a curated record. The transcript has 6 exons. Gene Ontology annotation, biological process: cell fate specification; lymphocyte migration; positive regulation of DNA-templated transcription. Lineage: Eukaryota; Metazoa; Chordata; Lepidosauria; Squamata; Lacertidae. Gene Ontology annotation, molecular function: DNA-binding transcription factor activity, RNA polymerase II-specific; RNA polymerase II cis-regulatory region sequence-specific DNA binding.
CUUUCUUCAAUGGGCGCUUUGGAUUCCCUCGCCGGAGGAACCGCCAAUCCGACCGCCGCUGCCCUCACCAUGCUGAACGGGGCAGAGAGCCAAAGUUUCGCCAAGGAGCCGCCAGACCUCCAGGGAGCGGCGACCAAAGACCCCGCCGAGCUGAAGAUCGGCGUCCCCCAGGAGCGCUUCUACUACCCGGAGCCCCACAUGCAAGAAGGUGGCUGCAACUUAGGGCUGACCUACGGCGCACAGAUGGUGCAGGGAGGAGGCGGCGGCGGCUUUGGGGUGAGCAGCCCAUCCUCAUCGGGCAGGUUUCUAGGGCCGGCCGUGAACAACUGCUCCUCUUACAGACCUCCUCCUCCUCCUCCCCCGGUUCCUGCUCCUUCUUCGGCUGCCCCUGCGGGGAACCCCAGCUUCUCGGUGUCCGCGGCCGAGAUCUACUCAAGCGCCGGGGACCUGUAUCCCAGCGCGCCCGGGGGAGAAGGCUGCUACUCGGCCGCCGUCCAGCACAUGUUCCCGCGCGGGCCUCUCUACCAAGUGCCGGGCUACCAAGUCUCCGGGAAGAUCCAGGUAGUGCUCAACAACUAUCCUCUCUGGGCCAAGUUCCACAAGCACCAGACGGAAAUGAUCAUCACGAAACAGGGCAGGAGGAUGUUCCCAUUUCUGAGCUUCAACAUCUCUGGACUGGACCCUGUCGCCCAUUACAGCAUCUUUGUGGACAUUGUGUUAGUGGAUCAACACCACUGGCGAUACCAAGGCGGGAAAUGGGUGCAGUGCGGCAAAGCAGAAGGAAACAUGCCAGGGAAUCGGACGUACAUGCACCCGGAUUCUCCCAACACCGGAGCCCACUGGAUGCGGCAGGAGAUCUCCUUUGGGAAGCUGAAGCUCACCAAUAACAAAGGAGCAUCCAAUAAUGUCACACAGAUGAUCGUGCUACAGUCCUUGCACAAGUACCAGCCCCGCCUACAUGUCACCGAGGCCAAGGACGGCGAGGUGGACAAAGUACACCCUUCCAUCUGUAGCCAGACCUUCACCUUCCCCGAGACUCAGUUCAUUGCCGUUACAGCGUACCAGAAUGCUGACAUCACCCAGCUGAAGAUAGACCACAAUCCUUUUGCUAAAGGCUUCCGGGACAACUUUGAUUCGAUGUACACCACGAGCGAGGGAGACCGCACAACUCCAUCUCCGCCCGGUGCUGCCAGCUGCCAGCAGCUCCUCACGAGCAGCCGCUUCCAGCCCUUCUUGCACGAUCAGUACACGCUCCCUCAGAGCCGCUUCUACAACCGGGAGCGGGCCCCUUUGCCUCUGCCGCCCAAGGAGACCCACCACUGGUAUUUCGCUUCCCAGCAGCCCCCUUCUGCCCCUCUGGAAUACGGCACCUACGAGGGCGACUUCAGAGGGAACAAAUUCAUGCCGUACGGGAUGAAGCCCUUUGCCCUACAGGCGGCUCCGCACCCCUCCUUGCCCUAUUACCAGGAGCAUCCCUUCGGGCCCCCUGCCACCUGGAGCUCCCCACCUCAGUAUCACCACCCCAAGCCCACCCCAGGGGCCUUGAGCUGGUUCCGGCCCAUGAGGGACUUGCAGGCGGUGCCCUCCGCCGACGAGAAAGGGAAGGACAGCGAAGGCUGGGCCGAGCCCGGCUCUGUGAAGUCAGCCGAUUCCUCGGACUCCGGGCUGUACGAAGCCGAGUGCAAGCGCCGCCGCGUGUCCCCCUACGUCUCCAGCGCCGAGAGCUCCCCGCCCAUCCGCAACGGGGAGCUCUAUGACAAAGAAGGAGGGGAUGGGGGCUAUUAUGGCUUCUAUGGCAACUGAAGGGGGGUGGCGGGACAGA